Molecule: messenger RNA, 940 nt
Organism: Scaptodrosophila lebanonensis
Lineage: Eukaryota; Metazoa; Arthropoda; Insecta; Diptera; Drosophilidae
Exons: 2
Coding region: 27-830 (267 amino acids)
Source: RefSeq, a predicted model, not a curated record
CUCGUCGUCCCCACAUCGUCGGCGCAAUGUCGCGCACCCUGGAAACUUUUCUGCUGCUCCUAACGCUGGUGCAGGGCUUUCGUGCGCCCAGCGGCCCAUGUAGCUUUGCAAAUCUGAAGAUGCGCCACGAGAUGAUUGAGUUCACCGGACAGACAGUGCUUAAGGUUUCCCAAGCGAUGCUCUUGGCUGCCUCCAAGACCUUCGCUAUGGUCAUCGAUGACCUCAGCUACAUGGCCGUGGAGAAUGCGGCGCUUCGCUUGCGUCUCCAGCUGCUCGGCAGCCACAUAACUGCCAUUGAGCGUUCGCAGGUGUUGGAUCUUCAGGAGAUCACUUCAGAGUACGAUCUAAGCAUAAUUGCGCACAUCUACGAUCGCUCUGUGCCAUUGCUCGGCGAUCCGGAGGCAGGAGUGCUUCCCAAAUUGUCCCGGCUAUGCGAUAAUGUGAUCUAUACGAUGGGCAUGUAUCGAAUGCAUCUGCCACCGCAUACCAGACCCAUGCGGGAACUCAAGUCCAAUCGGUCUGCACUCGAACAUGAACUGAUCUCGCAAUCGUUAAACAAAUUUGGAAUGCAGUUAAUGCAAUUCGUUAUGGCUGUGCAUUUUGCCAAGUUCUUCGAGGAGUUCGAUGCAAACGCCACAAAUCCCCAUUUCCUCCAGCCUCCCAGCGAGAUGCGCUGCAGUUGCGAUCGCGAAUUCCUGUUGUUUUACAAAUCCAUUAAAGCAACGAUCGGAGAUGAUAGUAAAUUAGAAAAGGUGUUACCACUGAGCCAAUUCCUGCUAAAUAGCGCGAAAAAAGGUGAUGAGCAACGGCUUCGGAAGGCAAAGACGUAACUACUAAGUUUAUAUUUCAGGAGAAAAUGCAAGAAUAUUAAUCGAAAAUGUGGAAUGAAAUCAUUUUCUGGGGUGCUUGAAACCAUUACAAUAUAAAUUAAUGGAUGUGA